Messenger RNA from Phascolarctos cinereus (koala), 342 nucleotides. RefSeq names its product ATP synthase F(0) complex subunit j, mitochondrial-like. NCBI's taxonomy places the organism in Eukaryota, Metazoa, Chordata, Mammalia, Diprotodontia, Phascolarctidae. Gene Ontology annotation, cellular component: proton-transporting ATP synthase complex; mitochondrion. The record is from RefSeq and is a predicted model, not a curated record.
UUCCGAGCCUUUGGCCUUCGCUGUUCCCUGCUGCGGGCCCAGGUUCACGCGACGCGGCCCUUUGCGAAAGCCAGCCACUAUGUUACAGUACUUUAUGAAAAAUGUUUGGACUCCACUGAAGCCCUACUAUACCAAGGUUUACCAGGAGAUCUGGAUAGGAAUGGGUGUGAUGGGGUACAUUGUUUACAAAAUCAGAAGUGCAGAUAAAAAAAGCAAAGCUUUGAAAGGUUCAGAUUCAGCUGCUUCUGCUCGUGGACAUCAUUAACUGUAUUUACCUUAGGAUUAUGCAUAAUGUGAAACAUCAGGCUGGCUGUAAAUUUGGGCUUUUGACCAUAGAAGAAA